Vombatus ursinus (common wombat) is the source of this 1471-nucleotide messenger RNA. It is a transcript of the gene HRC, whose product is annotated as histidine rich calcium binding protein. The coding region runs from base 1 to 1395 and encodes 464 amino acids. Lineage: Eukaryota; Metazoa; Chordata; Mammalia; Diprotodontia; Vombatidae. The transcript is spliced from 7 exons. The record is from RefSeq and is a predicted model, not a curated record. Gene Ontology annotation, molecular function: calcium ion binding.
AUGGGUCCCUUUUGGCCAGGUCUCCGCUGCGGCCUCUUCCUCCUCCUGCUGUCGACCUCCAUGGCCCCCAGGGGCCUUUCUGGAGCCCAAGCCCAGGCCGUCCCCAAUGCUGCCCUGAGUCCCCCUGGAGGCCCCGAGGACAGAAGCCGGCCCAACUACGUGGCUGCUCCCGGCCACAGUCCAGGGGACCACCGAGAGGAAGAAGAAGCCGCCUCGGCCGAGGCUGGGCUCUGGGGGGCCCGUCACGAGGAGGCCGAGCACAGCCACCCUGAGGACGUGUCUGUGGAACAUGGGCACUGGGGGGGAGAAGAGGAGGAAGAGGAGGAGGACGAUGCCUCCCAUGAGCAGAGGACCCAAGGCCACGAGCAUGAGGAUGAGGACGAUGAGGACGACGACGACGAUGACGACAAUAAGAGUGCCUCACAGGAGGAGGCCUCCUGGGGUGGCCACAAGCCCCAGGCCCCGGAGGAGGAGGAAGAGGAGGACGACGGCGCUUCCACAGAGCACAGCCACAGGGACUUUGGGGACCGAUGGCACGAGGAGGAAGAGGACACGUCAGCAGAGCUCGGGCACUGGGUCAGCCACAGGGAUGACUCCAUAGAAGAAGGGCGCCUUGGCCCAGUCUCUGCCAAGCCUCCAGGUCGGGAGGAGGAGGAAGAGGAGGAAGAAGAGGAGGGCUCUGCGGCCCAGCACAGCCACUGGGGAGACCCCGCAGGCAGCAGGGGGCCCCACGAGGAGGAGGAGGACGACCAAGCAGCUCGGCACCACAGCGGGGCCCAGAGUCAAAGAGAGUCAGGAGAGGAGGCUUCUGCCGACAGUCAGGACGACCACCGAGAAGACGGCAGCAUCUCUGCCGAGCGUGACCGCAAGCCUCCGGGCCCUCAGGAGGAGGAGGAGGAGGAGGAGGAGGAAGGCCACAAGAGAAGCCAGGAGGAGGCUGAGCACCAGGAAGUCUCCUCCACCCAGGAGUCCUUGGGGGUUGAGGUCCCAGGUGAGGACGAAGAAGAGGAAGCUGAGGACGGUGUCCCAGAGGCCAGAGACAGCUCUGAGGAAGCAACCAGCAGGGCUCCUGGAGAGGAGAGCCUGGAAGACAUCAGUGAGGAGGGGGAGGAGGAGGCCAGAGGCCAGGGCCAGGAGGAGGGCAAGGAAGAGGAGUACCAGCCCGGCUCUCUGUGCCAUUACUGUGGCUUCUGCAAGAGAUGCACUGAGUGCGAGUCCUGCCGCUGCGACGAGGAAAACAUGGGAGAGCAUUGUGAUCACUGCAAGCACUGCCAGUUCUGCUAUCUCUGCCCUCUACUCUGCGAGACGGUCUGUGCCCCUGGAGGCUAUGUGGACCACUUCUCAUCCAACGUCUUUCAAGCCUUGACCGAGAUGGUGGAAACUCCAGAGGCGUGAUGAACUUCUGGACAAACAGCAACCCCCACUCCCGGCUCCACCCACUUAUUUAUUAUGAAUAAACCCUAUCCUUGCA